Molecule: messenger RNA, 3819 nt
Organism: Nelumbo nucifera (sacred lotus)
Lineage: Eukaryota; Viridiplantae; Streptophyta; Magnoliopsida; Proteales; Nelumbonaceae
Product: exportin-4 protein
Biological process (GO): protein export from nucleus
Cellular component (GO): cytoplasm; nuclear pore
Molecular function (GO): nuclear export signal receptor activity
Source: RefSeq, a predicted model, not a curated record
AAGGGCCGCAACUCUCUCUCGUCGACAACCCCGUUGUCUCAACUCUCAACUGUGUUUAGCAGAACCCUGCGGCUGACUGGGCGCCUUUCAAUCUCCAUUUCUGCUCCAAUCUUUCUUCGAAUCUGAAGAGAGAAGAUGCAUAGUUUGUCCAAUGGGAGACCAGCCGACAUGGCCCAACUUCAAUCCACCCUGCAAGCAAUCGAGCAAGCUUGCAUUUCGAUUCAGAUGCAUAUAAAUCCUGCAGUAGCUGAAGCAACCAUUUUAUCAUUACGUCAAUCUCCUCAUCGUUACCAAACAUGCCAAUUCAUUCUUGAAAAUUCUCAGGUGCCAAAUGCAAGGUUUCAGGCUGCUGCAGCUAUUCGAGAUGCAGCGAUAAGGGAAUGGGGGUUUCUUACAGCUGAUGAUAAGAAAAGCUUGGUAAGUUUUUGCCUCUGUUUUAUCAUGCAAAAUGCAAGUUCACCUGAUGCAUAUGUCCAAGCAAAGGUUGCAGCUGUGGGGGCACAAUUAAUGAAAAGAGGCUGGCUAGAAUUCCCGGAUGCUGAAAAGGAUGCAUUUCUUUCUGAGGUAAAGCAGGCUGUUCUUGGGAAUCAUGGUGUAGAUGCUCAGUUCAUGGGGGUCAAUUUCCUGGAGUCCUUGGUGUCAGAAUUUUCACCCUCUACUUCAUCUGCCAUGGGCCUUCCUAGAGAGUUUCAUGAACAAUGCCGAAUUACGCUAGAGCGGGACUAUCUAAAGAAAUUCUACUGCUGGGCACAAGAUGCUACUUUGAGUGUCACAAACAAAGUAGUAGAGUGUGAUUCCACUGCCAUAGAAGUCAAAGUUUGUGCUGCUGCACUGCGCCUCAUGUUUCAGAUCAUGAAUUGGGAGUUCCAAUGCAACAAAAGUGCUCUUGAUCUUGCCAAGAAGGGUUUAAACAUGUUUUCUUCUGGAGUUCGGAAUGAUACUGUAAUGCUUAAGAAGUCUGAGUGUGUGCUGGUGCAGCCUGGUCCUGCAUGGCAUGAUGUAUUGAUUUCAAGUGGUCAUAUUGGUUGGCUUCUGGGCUUAUAUGGGACUCUGCGACAAAAAUUUUCGUAUGAUAGUCACUGGCUUGACUCUCCAAUAGCAGUUUCUGCUCGACAGCUUAUAGUGCAACUUUGCUCCUUGACAGGGACCGUAUUUCCUUCUGACAAUGGGCAAACACAACAGCAUCACCUGGUUCAAAUGCUGUCUGGAAUUAUCCAAUGGAUUGAUCCUCCUGAUGCUAUUUCAAGUGCGAUUGAAUGUGGAAAAAGUGAAAGUGAGCUUCUUGAUGGUUGCCGGGCAUUACUCUCUAUAGCAACUUUGACUACUCCUAUGAUUUUUCACCAGCUUCUGAAAUCUAUAAGCACUUUUGGUACCCUUAGCCUGUUAUCUGCGUUGAUGUGUGAAGCUGUGAAAGCCUGUUUAGCUAAUAACAAUGAGGAGGAAACUUGGAGUUGGUAUGCAAGGGACAUCUUGUUGGAUACAUGGACUGCCAUUCUUGAGCCGAAGGAUAGUGGUAAGAGUGUUGUUCUUCCACCAGAUGGGAAGAGUGCUGCUGCCAAUGUUUUUGAAUUGAUUGUGCAAUCUGAGCUAAAUGUUGCUGCUGCUUCAGCGUUUGAUGAUGGGGAUGACUAUGAUAACAUUCAGACUUCCAUUUCUGUAAUGGAUGAGAGGUUGAGCUCUUAUGCUCUUAUUGCUCGAGCUGCAAUUGAUGUGACAAUUCCUUUACUUGAUCGACUGUUUUCUGAGCGCUUUUCAUCACUUCAUCAGGGCAGAGGCAAAUCUGAUCCUACACGCACUCUGGAGGAACUUUAUUCUCUAUUACUGAUAAUUGGACAUGUUCUUGCUGAUGAAGGAGAGGGAGAAACACCCUUGGUUCCGGAGGCACUGCAAUGCAAUUUUGUGGAUAUUGUGGAAGCAGAAAAGCAUCCUGUUGUUAUACUUUAUGGGUCAAUCAUCAAGUUUGCUGAACAAAGUUUGGAUCAAGAAAUGAGAGCAGCAUUUUUCAGUCCUCGACUUAUGGAGGCAAUUAUAUGGUUUCUUGCAAGAUGGUCUGCUACAUAUUUAAUGCCACUUGAAAGUGGAAAGCAGUUUAGCUCCAAUAAGCAUGAUCUUCAGCAUGAGCCGCAACUCACUAGAAUUGCUUUACUUAGUUUCUGUGGAGAUCAAAAUCAAGGAAAACUUGUGCUUGAUAUUAUUGUUCGUAUAUCCAUAAUAACACUAGUUUCAUAUCCUGGAGAGAAUGAUCUGCAGGCUCUCACUUGUUGUCAGUUGCUUCCAGUUCUUGUUCGACGAAAUAUCUGUGUUCACCUUGUUACAUUGGAGUCAUGGCAUAAUCUAGCAAGUGCUUUUGCAAAUGACAGAAACUUGUUCUCUUUAAAUGCUAUUCAUCAACGCUCACUUGCAGAGGCUCUUAUUCGCUCAGCUAUUGGCAUGAGCAAUCCAGAGGCAUCCAAUCAGUAUGUGAGGGAUCUCAUGGGACAAAUGACAGCAUACCUAGUAGAUAUAUCCAGUAAGAAUGACCUCAAAGUUGUUGCUCAACAGCCAGAUGCAAUUCUUUCAGUGACCUUCUUGUUGGAGCGGCUAAGAGGAGCAGCCAGAGCCUCUGAACCUCGCACUCAGAAGGCAAUAUUUCAGAUGGGCGUUGCCAUAAUGAACCCUGUUCUGACUCUUCUUGAAACUUACAAACAUGAGUCUGCAGUUGUUUACCUGUUACUUAAAUUUGUUGUUGAUUGGGUGGAUGGACAAAUUGUUUUCCUGGAGGCUAAAGACACUGCAGUUGUUAUAAGCUUCUGCAUGCGCCUGCUUCAACUUUACUCUUCUCAUAACAUUGGCAAGAUAUCAUUGAGUCUUUCAAGUAGUUUGCUGAGUGAAGCUAGCACUGAUAAAUACAAGGACUUGCGUGCUUUACUUCAGCUCCUCACCAAUCUAUGUUCUAAAGAUCUGGUUGACUUCUCUAGAGAUUCUGAUGAGGUUGAGAGCACAGACAUUGCUCAGGUCGUUUACUUGGGUCUGCACAUAGUUACCCCGCUGAUAUCAUUGGACAUGCUGAAAUACCCUAAACUUUGUCAUGAUUAUUUUGCGCUGCUAUCACAUAUGUUGGAAGUUUAUCCUGAAAAGGUUCCACAAUUAAACAGUGAAGCAUUUGCUCAUAUUAUUGGUACCCUUGAUUUUGGUAUUCACCAUCAGGAUACAGAGGUGGUUGACAUGUGCUUGAGAGCUCUAAAAGCACUUGCUUCUUACCAUUACAAGGAGAGAGGUACUGGUAAGGAGGGAUUGGGCUCAUAUGCCUCAGGUCUAAUGGACCCAAACGGGAAACUGCAGGAAGGCAUUUUAAGUCGGUUCCUUAGGUCAUUACUGCAAUUGCUCCUUUUUGAGGACUACAGCACUGAACUUGUCAGCUCAGCAGCAGAUGCUCUCCUCCCAUUGAUCCUUUGUGAACAAGGUUUAUACCAGAGAUUAGCACAUGAAUUGAUAGAAAAGCAGAUGGAUCCAUCACUGAAAUCAAGGCUAGCAAUUGCAUUGCGAUGUCUUACAAGCUCAAAUCAGCUUUCUUCAUCCCUUGACCGGUUGAAUUACCAAAAGUUCAGAAAGAAUCUUUUAAAUUUUCUUAUUGAAGUUCGUGGAUUUUUGCGGACAAUGUGAUGAAUGUAACAUAUAGGAAAUGAGAGAGAGAGAGAGAUGAGUGCUUUGUUUUAUGAGCUAUAUGUUUGCAAGUAAAUCGCUUUAGCAUUGGCAGUUGCAUUUGUAUAUGUCAAAAAUUCAUACCACUGAUUCAUUUAGCUUUCUCUUCAGAAAUUCUUUGGCACAAAGUGCUGCAAA